CUCAAACAAAGGUGUGGUGAGGGCUGGUGGGUGGUGGGACUCCAAACGUCCUCCUGUGCUCAUGGGCAGGGCAGGGACUGGCCUGGCACUUGUCUCAGAGGAACUUCUGCACUCCCAGCUGGUGCCAGGGAGCUGGUGCCUGCGGAUGGCUCAGCCCUGGGAAGGAGCAGCGAAUGCGACGUUUGGUGCUGAGAUCUUUCUCCCAACUUCUUUUGGAAGUGGCUUUUGGGAUUAGCCACUGUAGAAAGGCUGGAGCCCAGCCACAGAUGAGCUCUAAAGGGCUUCUCUAGGUGCUUUUGCACAGCUUUGAAGUGGAGAUUUUGUUCCAUGCAUGGACAAGGCUUCAGAAGACUCAGAUAUCAAGUAAGCAGAGCUCUAGCACAUCUGGAAGAUGGAUAACAGGUUUGCAUCUGGAGAAUCGGGUCCUCUGGCUGAUGUGGCCCUGGCUUGGCAGAGCCUUCAGAAAGCCAAAGCAGUGCUACAAAGGAUUGAAAACAAAUGUUAUCAUCAAACGUGGAGUUGUGCCAAAUCACAGGCAGCCAGAAGAAAGCUUUGGCAAGGAAAAAGCUUUGAUGUCAAGAGGAACGGAGAUGAAACAGCUUUGAAUGAGAGGAAGAGCAAUGAGAUUCCUCCAGCCCGCAGAAAGGGAAGCUGUGCUGCUGUCUCCCCUGCUUGGCCACAGACCUGUUCCCUUGAGCGCCCCACCAUGAGCUCUGGCCCGUCCAGAAUGUCCCCUCUGUCCCCCAGCAGAGGCUCACGCUCAGCGCCUUGCAGCCCUGUGGAUGGAGAAGGCACAGCUGGGACAUGGUCUCCUGCAAAGAGUCUGUACAAACCAAGAAGGGACAGUUUCAGGGAAAAGGCAGAUUCAAGAAGUCACACAGCACAAAAGGAAAAAUCUCCCUGCUCUCUGCAUCACCCACCUCGUUCCCUUGCAGAGAGCAGCCCGUGCUCAGCUGUCCCACCAGAGAAACACUCCGAUGCCCACAGCACGUUCCCUCCACUCCACCUUCCAUCAGCCAGCAAGCCCAGCGAUAAGAAGCUGGGAGAGUUGUGGAAAAAAUCACCCCAAAGGAAGUUAGAGCAACUCAAGAAAAGAAUCCAGGAGCAGAAGCAAAAGCAGCAAGCAACAUCGCAGAAGUGCCUGAUUUCUGCCUGUGCUCAAGAGCCACUGCAGAAAAGAGCCGUGAAGAGAAAGGUGUGCAGAGCGGGGUCUGCACCUCCUGCUCCAGCUUACAGAGCGUUUGGUGCCGUGAACCUGAGAUCUGCUCCCCGCUUGCCUGGUGAAGAGCACAGAACCCCACGCAGAGAAGCGUUCGCCAUCCCUGGACAAGGGAGGGAUCAUAAAAAGGCCCCCAAGACCCCAGGUGAGAAGCCACCCGGUGCUUCUGCAUGGAGAGAAGGUCAGAAGUUAGCUAGAAAGUUGCUUGGGCCACCCCCUACAUUUCCAAAUCUGAGGAGCACAACUGAAGAGCAGAUCACAGCAAAUACCUUGGAACCUGGUAGAGGAUUUGUAGCAGUGCCAGAGAUGGAAAAGAGCCACAGAGAAAAGGGAAACCAACCUGUGAGGAGAAGCCCUGAAUACCAAAGCUGCUUGAUUCCCCACAGCAAACAUAUUGAAAUGGGCGGCAACACACCAACCAAGGACUCAAAACAAAUACUCAGGAACCUACACUUGCAAAGCCAGUAUCGUGAUGAACAUAAACGUACCAGGUUCCCAAAGGAUACUGUGGAAGGAAAGGUAGAAGUUCUACAGCAAUACCUAAGGAUCCAUUCUCCUUCACCUGGACCUCAGGGCAGAACUCCCUCUGCCUUCAAUGGGGAAGAGAUCCAAUCUUCAUUAAUGAAAGAUGGAGCCAAGCCCAGCACCUCAGGAAACCGCAGCAGAGGAAAAAGCACAUCUCCUCAGAGACAGAAAGGCUCAAGCAGCCCUGCACAGAAAGGGUCUGGGAAAGAAAACCUUAAGCACCCUUCAAAGAGGAGGGUAAACCUUAAAAAAGCUCACCCCUACAGUUCUGAAGUUGUUCAGGAAUUUAUGUAUCGAAAGAAUGAAGAAAGAAAGAAAAAAAACCUAGAAGAGAAAAAGUCUCUGGUGCAGGCCAUGGAGCUGAGAAAUAAGAGACUGCAAGAAGUGUACAGGAAACAGAAAGCAGCUGUUGGAAAGAAAACGUGUUCUGACCAGAUACACAAGCUCAUCAGGGAAACUACUUCUGCAAAAGAAAGUCCUCCGUGUAAACUGGAGCAGGAGCAAACCAGUGGCGGAAUCCUGGAGAGGAGUUUCACAGCCUGGGUGGAUAAAACAUCCUGUACUCUGCUAAGUAAAGACCACAGAGGCAGGAAUCAACUUCUAGAUACGCUUCAGGCACCUAAGAAAAGAGCAGCAUCAGCUUCUCCAGCACCGCUGGAAUCUGAAUGCUGGUUUCUCAGUCCUCUGAAAUGCAAAGGCUUGAGGGACUGCUCUCCCCCAGCUCUGCAUGCACCCCCCCUGAGCUUUUCCCUUCCUCAGAAAGAGCCUUACUCCAAGGACUCGAUUUCUGGGCUUUCUCCAUAUAGAAGUAAACAGGAUCGAGUGAAAGCCAUACACAGUCUAUGCAAGGAACUUGCAGAAAAGAUUGAGAUGGCAACUAAGAGACUGAGUGGAGCAAGUAUGGUUAAAGACUCUGCUGACAAAACAUCGAGAGAGACAACUUCGGACCUUUUCAAUGAGUCAUCUUCUAUUCCAGAGCCUGAGAUAUCCAAGGACAAGCAAGACAGGACAAUGACUAUACAAAUGCUUCUGGACACCCCAGAUCCUGAUGUGCUCCAUGUGUCAUCAGGCAGGGGAUUUAAUGGACUGGGCAGGAUUAGCCUUGCAGGCAGCACUGAGGGAGCAACAGCCCUGGACAGACAGAAGGAAAAGCCCACUCCUUUGGCUGGUGGGAGUGAAGAAUUACCAUGGAUCACUCAUAGCGCAGGGCUGAGGCAUCUCAACACCAGGAAAGACCUGAGCAACACGUUGCAAGGUUUUCCUGUGAAUAAGGACUCCAAGAUGGACAUAAGUCUAUUGCACGAAAAGCCAAUAACUGGCCUGGCCUCUCCAUCUCGCAGAUUCUUCACAGGAAGUGCGCAGACAGAACUCACAGCUCAGAGGAAUCACCACCGGUGUGAGACUGUUUUCAAAGUUCAGAAUCAAGAGGAAGGUGCCAAUCGGUCUCCCAGAGAGAGCCCGAGGACACGGGACAGCCUGAGGUCACAUCCCUCUGCCACCCUGAGCCCUGGAGCUGAGACUCCGUACGGCUGCAAGCAGGACUUUGUUUCUGCAGGUGAGGGAGAUCCUAACUGCACAGCACUGGAAGAGAAACACAGGAGUCACCUGGACAACUUAAGGCAAACCUCCCUCCUACUGACUCACAAACUGAAGCAGGCCCAUCAGCUCCAGCAGGAGCAGCAGCUCACAGUGCUGAGGGAGAAAGCAAAGCUAGAGGUUCAAGAAAACCAGAGAUUUUUGAGUGACUUGCUUCAGCACAACUCAGAGGGCUGCAGUAGCUCCAGAGGUGGUUAUUCCGUGGCAAGACUGGAUCAUGCAGAGCAAAUGCGGACACGACACCAGCUGGAAGGUGGCAACAUCGCUGGCAGUAAUCAAGAAACCUAUUCACUGAAGCAAUCUGCAUUGAAGACAGGAAGAGAUCACAAUCUAGCUGAUCCCAAAAUAGCUGCAGAAAGAAAACCACUGGGAGGAAGGAGUUCAUAUUGCUCAGUGCUUCAAGAAGCAGAGCACGGGGAGCCGCUGCAUGGCCAUCAAACUUGGACUCUGUUGCCACCUCCAGUGAAUGUCCAUGGGGAGACCUGUGCAGGGGACGACUCUGGAGAGAGCAGCGAACAGGCCAGCUCUGACAGCCAGUGGAGCAAGGUUGGCCGGCACUAUGGAGGCUCCAGAACCUUCUGCCGUUUCAGCUUGGCCAUGGUGGAGCAGUGUCUGAGGGGAGAAGAGCUGCGAGCUCGACACCAGGCUGCCCUCCUCGAGCUCCGCAGAAAAGCCCUCCGGGAGAAAGCCAGGGCCGAGCUGGCCUGGCUGGGCCACCAGAAACGCUGUCUGGAAAACCUGCAAGACAGUAAGGGAGCGUCUGCCAUGGCUGUAAAGCAGCACAAAAUCCUGAGGGAGCUGAAACAGGAGCAGGCAGAAAUCCGGCACCUGCAAAACAUCUACAGGGCGGCCCAUCAAGAAAGAAAGCUCUUAUUAAAGCAGCAAAGAGAAAUCUUAAUGAUGAGGCAUUCAACAGCGCAGCUACAGGGAAAGCUGCAUAAUUUGGCUGGGAAGCAAGAGGUUAUUAAGUCACAGUCACUAGAUGUUUCGCUUACAAGGAGCCCAGCAACUGAAGAAACAAUCAAGCUGAACACAAUGAGACUUAUUUCUAGCCCAAAGUUCUUCUCAUCCUCAGCAGAGUCUACAGCCCACACAGAAACACCUGAUCUGUCAGGGAAUAGGGAGAGCUGUGUCCAGCUGAAGAAUAAGCAAAGCAAGAAAUAUGAGGGCUUUUCUACUGAGAACAAGAAAACUCUGGCACAACACCAGGAGCAGGCAGAGGAGUCCCCAGGUUUGGAGCAGCCUCUUGGUGUGCAAUGUCCUUGUGUGUCUGAGAUGGUGACCAAGACAGUGCGUGGUGCUACCAGUCAAACCACAGGCUCAGUCUCUAUGGGUAAAGAUUACAAAAACACAGAGCUUAAUGCUCAGGGUGGUGUCUUAUUCCCUCUGGAACAUGCAAACUCAGCUAGAUUGGAUGACCCUAUAUCCACACCCGCUUCAAGAGGAAGCACGAAGUGUGUGUUUCUGGAAUCUGUGCUGAAUGAAAAGGCAUUGAUUUCAAGCCCAAAGGCAGAUCCUAAAGACAAUGAAGAUAUUAAUCCAUGUGACAGCAAGUUCACAGUGGAAGGCUUGGAGAUGCUUUCUACUUUGUGUAACUUACACCUGGUUCAGGCAGAAAAUACUCUUCAAGGAACUGGUGAUGCUACAUCAUCCUUAGAAGAUGUACAGAAAGAAUCUCUGAUAGGAGGGAAAGCACCCAAGGAGCAUUUGGAUGGUGUUUCCCAUGAAGCUUCUGAUGAAGAACUAAAUUUAAAAGCAUUUUCUGAAGGAUUAGCUUCCACUGAAUCAUCAUCCAAGUCAAACCACUUCUCUCUGAGAUGUGAGAGUGCCAAAUCAGGUUCUUCACUCCCAGAAUUUCAGAAAGUGUCUGCAGUUUGGAUUGACAUUUCAGAAAGCUCCAUUUCAGACUCUGAAUUAGAGCUGAAAAACGCAGAGGACACAGAUGUCAGUAUCCCAGAAGAGUUUGAUGACAAUGGUGAUGUGUUUCACAAUGUUUCAAAAGAGAUGCUAAUAGCAGUAAGUAAUGGAAAGGAAAUGUUACCUAGUGACAAACACGAUGAACCUGAGGUGCCUGAAGAUGACAGCACCAGGACUUCAUCGCACUCCCAGAAAUACCCUGCUGACGUUUCAGAUCAUGGUUGCGCUGAUCAUUUGCUUCCUUCUGUUCCCUCAGACAAAGCAAAAGCCACUGAAACAAAGUCAGGAGAUUCUUCCCAGUCUGAUAACCCUGCUAAGGGAACAGAUGAGCCACAUCUGGAUGCCUCAGAAAGCUACAGCAGAAACAAAACCAGUUCUCAGGAGAUCACAAAACAGGGUAAAGAGACAGUUGCCAGGUCUUCAUGCAGUGAUGAUAUUUACUCACCUAAGAUCUAUGGACAGCAGCAACCUAGUUCUACAACUAGCAGGGUGAAAAGGGAUGAUGGAAUUAACAGUGUAUUUGUGGAUCAAAAUAGAGACCUACUGGGGUUUCCACUGAUGGGUUCUCUGAAACAUCUGGAUUCUGUUACUGACCAACUUAGGAACCCUGUGUCUCUUCCACCUGACAAAGACAUUACAAAUAGCAAAUUAUUAGCAUGUCCAUCUUCAAGAAACCUGUCAGUUUCAGGAGGUGAAAAUAACCAUGCACAGCUUUUGAAUGAGAGACUCACAUCCAGCAAACACGAUGAGAUUGAAUCUCUGCCCACAUCCAUGUCAGGAAUUUCUGAGGAAGUCCAUACAGAGAAUAAUUCAUUUGAAUCUUUGCAAAGGGUGGCUACAGAAAAUCAAAAUGACUCAACAACUGAAAAGCAAGCCAUAAAGGAAGCAGGGGAGGGAAUGUUUUCUUCCAUCUCCUCAAAAAAGCAAUUGUUUCAAGCCGAGAAGUGCUCUUCCAAAGGUGAUGAUACAAUUUUUAUUAGUGAUGAGGGUCUUCCUCCAACUGCUGAGGAUACCUUGUCAGAAAUACUGUCUCCUGUUGAUGAAGUAUUGUCCUAUGGAAGUGCUGACUUGCCAUCCUCUAAUAAAAAGGAUUUGUCAUUUCCAAGUGAAGAUCUUCCUCCUGCCCCUUUAGGUGCAGAUGCAAUGAAAAAUGAUGAUUCUACCUUCAGUAUGGAUGAUUUCCCAUCUCCACCAGAACAAAUGACAGUCUCAGAGAGUAGACCGUGUAUGGAUGAAGAUAUAUCACUGCAAAUGGAUGCAUUACCCCCAUUACCUGAUAACGCUGUGCCUGAAGAAUUUCCCCUGCUCGAUAGAGGGACAACUGAUGCCUUUUCAACUCAGGAUGGUAGUGUCUCAGAACAGCCUUUAACUAAAGAUGUUUUCAGUGUGAAGGAAGGUUUAUUAGAGUACCAACAAGGAGAACAUGAGACACCUUUGCAGAAUUUGGAGUUUCUGACUGUGUCAAAUCCUAUUUCUUCUGGACAGGCCAGUAAAAGUCCCGACUUAACAAUUAAACAAUGCAAAACAUACUUAAUGUCACCCAAAGCUGAGGAGGACAGUGAUGACCCAUUAUUAGCAUUUGAAAUUGGGGACAGUGUGUUAGUAAAGCAGACCUAGCCUGGAACUCUCAUGUUCAAAGGAUGGACUAACUUUGAUAGCGGCCAUUGGGCUGGUGUCGCACUGGACAAAGCUCAAGGCGAUAAUUCUGGAACUUGCAACGGGGUGAAGUAUUUUGCGUGUCCUCCGCACUGUGGUGUUUUUGUCAGACCUGAGGAGGUUUCACACCUGUUGGUGGCUGAUGAAAAUGGUCCCAAUUACCUUGGUGAUGAAGACUCCGAUUCCUAUGAUGAUGAAUGUUUCAAAGGAGACCGCACAUACCCUGAAGAUGAUGAGCAGGGAGGAGGGUUUGCAGAGCCGAAAGCAGAGGACACGAACGGUGCAGGAGGAUCAGAA
This is a messenger RNA of Columba livia (rock pigeon), 7210 nucleotides long. It is a transcript of the gene CCDC187, whose product is annotated as coiled-coil domain containing 187. The transcript has 26 exons. Gene Ontology annotation, biological process: microtubule anchoring. Gene Ontology annotation, molecular function: microtubule binding. NCBI's taxonomy places the organism in Eukaryota, Metazoa, Chordata, Aves, Columbiformes, Columbidae. The coding region runs from base 392 to 6874 and encodes 2160 amino acids. The record is from RefSeq and is a predicted model, not a curated record. Gene Ontology annotation, cellular component: centrosome.